Messenger RNA from Pelobates fuscus (common spadefoot toad), 4580 nucleotides. It is a transcript of the gene RNF123, whose product is annotated as ring finger protein 123. NCBI's taxonomy places the organism in Eukaryota, Metazoa, Chordata, Amphibia, Anura, Pelobatidae. Gene Ontology annotation, cellular component: cytoplasm. The transcript has 39 exons. Bases 97 to 4017 code for a protein of 1306 amino acids. The record is from RefSeq and is a predicted model, not a curated record. Gene Ontology annotation, molecular function: ubiquitin-protein transferase activity; protein binding.
GCAGAGCGAGUGCAAGAGGUGGGAUUGGAGGAAGGUGAGAGAGAAAGAGGGAUAGAGAAAGAGAGUAAUGACGGGAUAGCAGCAAGCCAAGGGGUCAUGGCUUCCAGGGGGUCUGGCACUGCAUUAUCCAGGAGAAAUUAUAGGCUGACAUCUGAAUCGGAGAAGGCAAAGGUCACAGGGAUCGUGAAUGAGAAACUUUUAAGUCAGUAUCUACACCGGAUAUUUCCCGGCACAGAGAGCACCCAGCAUGGCGCAGCAUCCAGGAAGCCACUCACUUUCCAGAAUUUGGAGGAUUGUUUGGAAAGACUUCUGUCCGCAGCUGAGACUAGUGAAGAAAAUACCGACCAGGCUGCCGAAGGACGUCUGGGACCUCCCACAGUGGUGUUAGAUCAUACGAGUGGCUUUGAGGGAUUACUUCUGGUGGAUGAUGACCUCCUUGGGGUUAUAGGACAGAGCAAUUUUAGCUCCAUUCGGGCAACGACAUGCGUGUUCAAAGGGAAGUGGCUUUAUGAAGUCCUCAUCUCCUCGCAGGGUCUCAUGCAGAUUGGAUGGUGCACGUUGAGCUGCAGGUUUAACCAAGAGGAAGGUGUUGGGGACACACCAGACUCCUAUGCCUAUGAUGGCAACAGAGUACGCAAAUGGAAUGUGACAACUACAAAUUAUGGCAAGUCAUGGGCUGCAGGAGACAUUGUAAGCUGUCUCAUUGACCUGGAUGAAGGAAACAUCUCAUUCUGCCUGAAUGGGGUAUCAUUGGGUGUAGCUUUCAGUGACAUCUCCCGAGGAUCUGGGAUGGCCUAUUUUCCAGCUAUUAGCUUGUCUUUCAAGGAGUCUGUAGCAUUUAACUUUGGAUCACUCCCGUGUAGAUAUCUUGUAGAAGGCUAUCGCCCCCUGCAGGACCCUCCAAGGAUUGACCUUUUGAAAUCUCAGAAGCUAUUGGGUUACCUCAAGAAUAUCUUCAGCACUGGAAUAGAUGCUCAGGAGGGAAAACUGCUAGACAGGGAUCCAUCCACAUGGCAAAUCCAAGGAGAACCAACUGUCCUGAUUACUGUGGCACACAUAUUCAACCACUUUGCCCCCCUUAUGUGCAAGGUGUACCUUGUGGAGGAUGUCUUAAUGAACUUUCUUCUUGGGAUCCUGGAAGGAGGGGGGUCUGUUGAAGAACAUUCACUUAUCCAGCAUUUCUUGGACGUUAUGUGGCUACUCAUGGAGGACUAUGAAAUCCACGAGUGUCUCAAACAGUUAAUGAUGUCCCUACUUCGAGCAUAUCGCUUCUCUCCAAUUGUUCCUGAUCUUGGUUUGCAGAUUCACUACCUCCGACUCACCAUUGCCAUCUUGAGACAUGAAAAAUCUCGAAAAUAUCUGCUAAGCAAUGUCCUAUUUGAUGUACUUCGAUCAGUUGUGUUUUUCUUUAUUAAAAGUCCGUUGCGGGUGGAGGAAGCUGGAUUGCAGGAACUCAUCCCAACAACAUGGUGGCCAAACAGAUUCAACAAAGAGGGCAAAGAAAUCAAGGAGCCUUUGGAAGAGAGUGGGGAGGAACGGCUGAGGAGGCGAGCCUAUGAACGAGGUUGCAUGAGACUGAAAAAGCGCAUUGAAGUGGUGGAAGAUUUACAGGUUCAGAUUUUGAGGUUGCUGCUGAAUAACAAGGAUAAGGGAGGGGGCGAAGCAUCCAGGUACAUCUUUCUCAAUAAGUUCAGAAAGUUCCUACAGGAAAAUGCUAGCAACAGGGGGAACCCCACAGUGCUAUGCCCGCCGGAGUACAUGGUGUGCUUCUUACACAGAUUGAUCACUGCCAUAAGGUCCUGCUGGGAUGAAUAUAAACUUAGGAAUCCCACAGCCCGUAGCAGUGAAGAAGCCUAUGUGCCUCCACAGCUUUUUUACAAUGGGAAGGUGGACUAUUUUGACCUGCAGAGACUUGGGGGUUUGCUUUCUCACCUGAGGAAGACCUUAAAAGAUGAUCUGGCAUCCAAGGCCAAUAUUGUGAUAGACCCAUCAGAGCUUCAGACAGUCACAAUGGAUGAUUUGGAAGAGGAGGACGAGACAGCCAGUACGACAACUCAGAGGUCCUCUGCUCCUCAGGCCAUUGGUGGUGCCCUUGCUCGACCCAGCUGGCUCAGCUCUCCAACCCUUGGCAGAGCCAACCGUUUUCUAAGCACAGCCGCUGUCAGCUUGAUGAACCCACGCAGGCCUUUGGGGGUGCUGGAAAAAGUGAAAGUGCGGAGCUUGUGUGUUGAGCAGCGCACGGAAGAUGACAUUGAAGGUCACCAUGGCAAUGAGGGGCUGUUGUUGGGAAGGCCACCAGAGGAGACAGACAUUCCAAUAACGGAGAACUCUUUGCUUGAAAUCUUGGAUGGGGCAGUGAUGAUGUAUAAUCUGAGUGUACACCAGCAGCUAGGAAAGAUGGUUGGUGUGUCGGACGAUGUCACAGAAUAUGCUUUGGCCCUGAAAGACACAGAGGAAAAGAUCAAACGCUGUCCAAAAAGGCGGACAGAUAUCAUGGAUGAAUUAUUGAAAAGUCAGCAGGUAUUCUCUGAGAAGCUUAACCACCUGAGCAGGCGACUUGCUUGGAUUAAUGUUACAAUAUACUCGAAGGAGAAGAUGCAGGAUAUUUACUGGCUCCUGCAGGUGUGCAUCCGUACAAUUGAGCAUGCUGACCGCACAAGUUCCUUAUUUGCAUUCAUGCCUGAAUUCUACUUGAAUGUGGCAAUGAACAGUUACAACUCGCUUAAGAACUACUUCAGCCCAGUAAGCAGCAUGGAAGAGCUCCCAGGGUACGAAGAAACACUUACGCGGUUGGCUGCCAUCCUGGCUAAGCAUUUUGCUGAUAUCCGUAUUGUGGGAACAGACCUUAAGGAUUCCUUAAUGCAAGCUCUUGCCAGCUACGUGUGUUACCCUCACUCCUUGCGUGCAGUUGAGAGGAUCCCUGAAGAGCAACAAAUUAGUAUGAUGAAGAAUCUGCUGGCCCCCUAUGAACAAAGACCAUGGGCUCAGACAAACUGGAUCCUUGUGAGGCUCUGGCGGGGUUGUGGAUUUGGUUACAGAUACACAAGACUUCCACACCUGUUGAAAACCAAACCUGAGGAUGUCAACCUCCCCAGCUUACAGAAGCCCUGUCCAUCUACUCUUCUGCAGAGCCACAUGGCAAAAUUGCUCCGGGGGGACCCAGAGUUGGCUUCAAGCUUCCUGAACAGUGUCCUGAACCAGCUGAACUGGGCGUUUUCUGAAUUUAUUGGAAUGAUACAAGAGAUCCAGCAGGCUGCAGAACGUCUUGAAAGGAACUUUGUUGACAGCAGACAAUUGAAAGUUUGUGCUACCUGCUUCGACCUGUCUGUGAGCCUCCUCAGAGUUCUGGAAAUGACAGUUACUUUGGUCCCUGAUAUUUUCCUUGACUGGAGUCGGUCUGCUUCGGAGCUCCUCCUCAGACGUUUGGCUCAGCUAUUGAAUCAGGUGCUAAAUCGGGUGACAGCGGAGAGGAAUCUGUUUGACCGAGUAGUCAAUCUCCGACUUCCAGGGUUGGAGAGUGUGGAUCACUAUCCCAUCCUGGUUGCUGUCACUGGAAUCUUGGUUCGACUUCUGGUUGAUAGUGACGCUCAGGGGACUCAACGGGCCACCAGUGUACUAUUGGCAGACCCCUGCUUCCAGCUACGCUCCAUCCAGUAUCUUCUAGGACAGAUUGAACCAUCUACCUUGGGAACAGGUUCCCCUGCUGCUAACAAAAAGCAUUUCUCCUUGCAGGCUUAUACAGAAUAUAUCAACUCUGAAGAACUGAGUAAAGUGGGAAAGAUGCUGGGUCAUCUGAGUGAAGAAUCCAAACAGGCAGCAGCCUCUACACAGCCUACAAGCGAGGAGGAUCUGUGUCCGAUCUGCUAUGCUCACCCGAUAUCUGCAGUCUUCAAACCCUGCUCACACAAGUCCUGCAAAGCCUGCAUCAAUCAGCAUCUCAUGAACAACAAAGAUUGUUUUUUCUGUAAAGCUACAAUCAUGGGAGUGGAAGAUUACGAAAAACCAGCAGGCAACUAGCUCCUCCAACCACUUGGACCAGACAGUCUUCACACAAAGUCCUCACUUUCCGAUGAGAUGUAGGCUUUGGGCGUAGCGAAUUGAAGGCGAUUACAGCUUUAAAUGUAAAUGUUAUUUAACAUGCUGGUUUUAAACUCCCAGCCCCUGUGGACUAUUGGAAAGAGCCAUUUUAUUAUUGGUUUACAGUUAGUGGAUUGGCAGCUGGUAGGGAGGGCAGGUGGUUGUGUAUGUUUGUGUGUAAUUAUUAACCCUCACACUGCUGCACUGUUUUUUGAAAGCACUCACAGAGCUAUGCCGGGUAGGUUCUCCAAACUAUCCGUAAGACUGUUGUGGUGCCUACUCUUUCACGGUCUUACUGAGAAACGGUCUUACUGUCAGUAUCCUGUUCAGGAGCCGGUCACACUGCACUUUGUCAACCUAUCGCCUUGUGCAGUGCAGUCAGUUCUAGCACUGGAGGAGAAUGCUAAACGGAAGAGCCUUGUUUACAACCGAGCUGCAUUUUUAUCAUUUAUACUGUGUUAAGUGAGAUGGCACAGAAUUAAAUUAUUUAUGCAUCUAUAUAA